Molecule: messenger RNA, 1309 nt
Organism: Solea senegalensis (Senegalese sole)
Lineage: Eukaryota; Metazoa; Chordata; Actinopteri; Pleuronectiformes; Soleidae
Product: gap junction gamma-1 protein-like
Exons: 1
Coding region: 1-1302 (433 amino acids)
Biological process (GO): cell communication
Cellular component (GO): connexin complex
Source: RefSeq, a predicted model, not a curated record
AUGAGUUGGGCUCUCCUGACCCGUCUGCUGGAGGAAAGCCAGAACCACUCCACAUUUGUGGGCAAGCUCUGGCUAACUGUGCUCAUCGUGUUCCGCAUUGUGCUGACAGUAGUAGGGGGAGAGUCUAUCUAUUAUGAUGAGCGGAGCAAGUUUCUCUGCAACACACUACAGCCGGGCUGUGACAACAUGUGCUAUGACGCCUUUGCUCCACUCUCGCAUGUCCGCUUCUGGGUCUUCCAAAUUGUCCUGAUAACCACACCUUUACUCGUUUACCUGGGAUAUGCUGUUAACAAGAUUGCGCGGAUGGAAAAGCAGGCAGACGGCAGAGAUGUGAGGAAACCCAAGAAGCACCACUGCCUUUGCUCAAGAAAGCAGCAUUUGGGAUUUGAAGAGGCUGAGAAUGACCAUGUGGAAGAACAAGUGAUCGAUGAAGUGGUAGAGCUGCUGACCGAUGGUGCUGGACCAGCAAAAGGAGACAGUGGUGACAGUCAAACAAAUGUUAGGACACGGCAUGAUGGGCACCGGUACAUCCAAAGAGACGGACUGAUGUGCAUUUAUGUGUUUCAGCUCUUGGUCCGCACUCUGCUGGAGGCUGCGUUCCUGUGGGGACAGUAUUACCUGUAUGGAUUUUCAGUGCCUCACACCUUUUUGUGCUCAGUCGAUCCAUGCCCUCACACCGUGUCCUGCUACGUGUCUCGCCCCUCUGAGAAAACCAUCUUUCUGCUCAUCAUGUAUGCCGUCUCUGUCCUCUGUCUGUUACUCAAUAUAGUGGAGAUGAUUCACUUGGGUGUCAGAGCUGUCUGUGACAUCGUCAGCUGCUGCUGCUGCGUGAAGACCCUUGAUGAAGAAGACAGGUUGACACAGGCAGAGUUGACUAGUGAGGAUCCCAACAGAUGCUCUAGUUCCCACAAUAUAUCAUCUUCAUAUCGGGACAACAUCAAGCCUUGUGUGGUUUUUACAAGAAAUUAUGACAAAGGAGUGUCCAUCACGGAUCUGGCUAAAACGAAAAUGACCAGCAGACAGAACCACAUGAACAUAGUCCAAGGGGUGAGACAGCAGCACAACAUUCAAAUUGACAACCUGGCCGGAGCAGGAUUGGAAUAUGACCCCCAAAGUGUUAGGAAUGAUUUAAGUCAGAGCAAGAAGAAGCCGCGGGCUGACACUCAGGUCUACUGUGACUGGCAGGGCCUCAGUAACAACCACAGCAGGGCUCACACAGAAGGUAAACACCAGCGAGUCAACGGACAUGCCUCCAGCAAAGCAGAUGCAGACAGCAGUCACUGCAGCACAGAGUGGGUGUGAAGUACAG